This is a messenger RNA of Bursaphelenchus xylophilus (pine wood nematode), 2829 nucleotides long. NCBI's taxonomy places the organism in Eukaryota, Metazoa, Nematoda, Chromadorea, Rhabditida, Aphelenchoididae. The record is from the annotation of a GenBank genome assembly.
AUGGAACUGCCGCCACCUGGCCAAGAACUUUUUAAAUACGAUUUUAAUGUAGCGGCAAAACUGUCGAUGAGUGUUGAAAGGGAUUACAAGAAGUUGUUUGUUGUUGAUUACAAUCCGGACACUGUAAGUGAAACAGAGUCAAAGUGCCGUUCCACUAUAUGAUUUUAUAAAUUGCAGCAUUACUUUAGCUAGAAUGGGAGGAGAGAGAUAACAAUCAGCUUGCCGCAUGCCUGGCCAAGUUCAACCUGUCGAGGGGCCUGAAUCCCCGGAAUCAAUCUUUUUUUGAUCAUCGCGACGACUUUGACAGCCUCGAGCAAUUCAACGGACAACACGUUCGACUUCACGCUGUCAAUGGCAAAUCGUAAGUCCCCUCUAAAUUUAGCCCUAAUUGUCUCUUUUUAGGCCCGGCCCAUUGCUAAUGACAAACUAUGGGGCGGUAAUGUUAAUAAAGGUAACUAAUGGGGCUCUCCUGGAUGGACUCACAAUGAGGUUCUAUGCGCUCGACACUGAAUGGUACAACGAUGGUGUUCCUUAUCUUCAACAAUGCCCUAUCCCACCGAAGAGCUCCUUCACCUAUCGGUAUAUUGUCAACCGGCACGGAACACAUGUUUAUAGGCAAGAAAAACUUCGAAAAUAAUUUUCCUUUGCCAAUAAAACGUUAAUUCAGAAAUCGUUCAGGUCUACCCACCCUCAUUUCCGACCCGACGGAUUCGUCGGCCUUAUGGUUUCCAAGAAAUCGCAGGAAACGCUGGCAACUCCAGAUGGAAGAAGGGUCAAUAUAGCGACAGAAUAUCAGGUUGCACUUCAAGACUUCCCAUUUGUUGAGGCCACUCAACAACGACAAUCCGGCCUAACGCACGGUCUCUCCAAAUGGGGAUAUGGUCUGAACAGGGAUGACAAACAGUGUGCAAGCCCGGGAGUCUAUCACAACCAGGUUGACAAAGAAUCAGUGACUCCUUUUGCAAUUUUGAUCAAUGAUAAAGGAUGGUAUAACCAGACGGAUAUCUUAACCAGGCCUUCGAGAAUACCGCUGACAACAUUCAGGGUUACUCAAGGUAAGGGUUAAAAUCAACCUCUCAAAGUCAGCAUAAUAGACAAAGCACUCAAAAAUGGACGAUCUUUUCAGACGGCUACAAUCUCUUCCGAGUUGCCCAUAUUGGAUUCGAGAGGGCGUUGAGGAUCUCCGUUGAGGACCAUGAGAUAGUUCUAGUCAUUUCGGAUGGCGCUCAUGUCAGACCUUUGGCUGCACAAUCGCUCGUAGUCCUGCCUGGCAAGAUAUUCAAUUUUUAUGUCCACAGUAAAACCAAUCCAGAAAAGAAAGUUUAUAGGAUGAUUGUGGAGACAUUGCAUGACUAUUUGCAUGAAGGAAGGCAGCAGCCGGUUUAUGGGCUGGCGAAUAUCGAAUAUAUGGACGUUGAGGACAAAGGGCAGAAUCUGGAUCAAGGUAAAGCCCAAGGCAUCGUAGAAAGUGUACAAGGCAACGUAAAACUAUUUUUUAGUUGACUUCUCCCACAACCGCUGCGACGAGGAAGAUUGCAUCGUUCUUAACUGCCCAUUCAACCCGUUAUAUCCCAACGAGAAUUAUCGCUGCAUUACCACGGACAAAUUUCAAUUCCCAGACAAACAUAAUGACUGGGAUAUGCUCCAAACAAGAUCUUAUUCCUCUUCUGAGUACGAGGAACACUUUAUCUCAAUGAAUGCCUUGACUGGAGUCGAUGGCUACAGUUAUAUUCCGCCAAAAUCAAUUCCGUAUUUUCAUGAGGAUAUUGAGUCAUGUUCCGAUUUCUUGUGCAACAAGAAGAACGUAGCCUUGGGCAAAUCAAAAUGCAAAUGCUUUCAUUACAAGAAAUUGGGCUAUCGUAAGACUAUACAGGCAAGUUCACCUUGAUUUGUUGGUUUACAGGCCCGUAUGCAAGACCUUUAUACCCAACAACCGCUAUUUUAGCUUACAAUAUAUAACAUGGGGCCUUCUCGACCAGGCCACGUUGGCUUGGCCAUGCCAGUUCAUAUCCCAAGCACUCAUGUUUAUGUCGUUCGAGUGGGUUUCCCGACGUAUCAUGCCAACCAAACCGUCAAGCAGUUUAAUCAAGAUUUGGUCUGUGAUCAGCCUCAGGCAAGUGAAAGUUCCUAACACAAAAUAUGACAGAAAGCCGGCCAAUUUUCAAGUAUCAAUAUGAGUUGUUAUAAUACCCUAAUUAUUUUUAGUUUGGUUGCUUCGAUGCGGUAUGGAGAAACGUCACCUGGUUAAAUGGAAACGUGCCGAUUGAGAACGAGGAACCAAGUUAUGUCACUAAUCUAUUAGUCCCUUAUGGUGGAUACACAGUGAUCCGAUUCAGAAGCAAAAAGGCCGGUUGGUAUUUGGUGGAAAGUAUGAGAUUGUCUGAAAGAGAAAAUGGGGUAGCCUUUGCGAUCAAAAUCGGAGAAAAGAAGGACAUGCCAGCGCCUCCGGAAGAUUUUCCAAAGGAUUGUGGAGAGUUUGAGCCCCCACCGGUAAGUUUGAUGAUGGCAGAGAGGUUGUGGUCCGGAGGUUACAAGUAACUUUAAUUGUACCGGGAAAAAAAUCUUAAAAUGCUUUUAUACGAGUACUUAAAAAUAAGUGUUGCAGAAAGAAUAAGAUUUUAAAAAAUUAGAAUUCAUAGUCUUUGCAGAUGGUGUUAAAGGAAGGAAACUUUGAAAUCUUCCCCCAAAAAUCCAAUUUUUAGCCUAGAGAUUGCUGUCGUCUUCACAAUAUUUCCCAAACGACAAGAAAGCUUAUUAUUUAUCAUUUUAUUCCAGAUCCCCAGUUUUGUACGGGAAGGUCUCGCAGAAGGUCCAGUGCCCUCUAUGUAA